UCGUAUCAUAAUUUAUGAACCACAAUUUAGCAAGAAUUUAUAACGUUUCACAGUAGGUAGAUGAAUGUCGCGGUAGUUCGUUGAUGAUCGUAUCCAUAUCCCAGCUGAGACACGCAACUGGUGGCUGCUACUUGCUCAACAUCUGAGAUGUUUUUCUUGAGUUGGGGUCGCCCCUCUCCCCAAGACCAAAAAGCUUGCAUCAACAAGUCCGGUACUUUCAACUAUGAUGACAAAUAUAAAGGUGCUACUGUUAAAUCACUGUCUUCCCUUAAAGCAGACUUGGGGCUGUCCAAAGAUGGAUUUUUACUGAAUGAGGCACGAGUUCUGGUUGGUUCUGGUAUUGAGACUUUUGAAAAAGGCAAGAGUGCCCUCAAAAGUUGGAGGCAUUUUGGAUUGAAUUGGGCAUUUGUUGAUCCGAAAACACCAGUUCAACAAGGAGUGAAAUUCUGUGUUUGUGUCAAGGAGUUCUUUCCGUGGCUCACGAUGCCACUUCAGGUUGUGUACGUAAAUGAAACUCGAAAAGCCAAAAACCGCCGGGCCUCCUUUGCUUUCGGAAGUGGCACUCUUCAUGGUCACCUGCUGGCAGGGGAAGAGCGCUUUUCAGUGGAGAUAGAUGAGAACAAUCAGGUUUGUUGCAGGUGAUGGAGUCGGGGUCCACGGCUAUAGAAAAGAAAGUGUGGUUGUGCAUAUAUGUGUGAGUGUGCGUCGAGAGAAUGGAAGAAGGGUUCAUAAAAUGCAUAGGUUAGAUUUUAGUAGGUUUAGAAAUUUGAAUGGUUGAAGAGAAGAAGGAUGGGGGAGAGUUUAUUGGGUCAUGCAGUAUAGCAUAUGAAAGGGAAGAGUGAGAAAAGAAGAAAGUUGGAUAAUUGAAUGAUGUUAUGUUGUGGUUGGUGAGGGAGUUAUUGUUACGUGAACAUUAAUUGGGAGAAGAAAGAAGAUGAGAGAGUGCAUGGAAAGUCUACUUGAGGUGCAAGAUUGUGUGUGUUUAAAAAGGUUGUCUUUUUAUUUUGUUAGGAUGUAUGAUGUCUCUAGAGAGGUCUUAUUAGUAUAUAAAUUGUAGUGGUAAGUAAAAGGGGGUCUCAUAGGUGGGAAAAAGAGAAUUGGUACAUGCAGAUGUGUUUUUAUACUGUGUUAGUGGUGGAAAGAAAGUAUGGAAGCUGAACAGAUAUGAAAAAUCUAAACAUCCGUCCACGGAUGUGGGGAUGCGUUUCGUGUGGAAGUGAAAGGGUGUGGGGGUGCAUUCAUGUAGGGGACCAUUAAUAUUUUAUUAAAAAGUGAAUGGAUUUCGGUGAAAAUUAAUCUCAGUAAUAAUUAUUGAAGGGCAAAAGAGGAAUGGGGAGGUGGAGGGAGCAAGGAGUGGUGGUGGAGGGAGCAACACCCUAAAUAGAAUAAUAAAUAUGUUGUAAGGGUGGAUAAAAAUUAGAAGAAAAGAAAUGAAAAUAGAAUAAUCAAUAUGGUAUUGGCCUUGGGAACCUAUCUUAUUUGAAUGAGUGAGUGUAAAUAAAUAAUUAUUUUAAAAUUGUUAGGCUUAUUGAAAAAAAAAAAUU
Molecule: messenger RNA, 1544 nt
Organism: Vigna angularis (adzuki bean)
Lineage: Eukaryota; Viridiplantae; Streptophyta; Magnoliopsida; Fabales; Fabaceae
Product: UPF0548 protein At2g17695
Exons: 6
Coding region: 148-642 (164 amino acids)
Source: RefSeq, a predicted model, not a curated record